This is a messenger RNA of Olea europaea var. sylvestris, 1641 nucleotides long. Its product is annotated as L-2-hydroxyglutarate dehydrogenase, mitochondrial. Gene Ontology annotation, molecular function: (S)-2-hydroxy-acid oxidase activity; (S)-2-hydroxyglutarate dehydrogenase activity. Gene Ontology annotation, cellular component: mitochondrion. The record is from RefSeq and is a predicted model, not a curated record. NCBI's taxonomy places the organism in Eukaryota, Viridiplantae, Streptophyta, Magnoliopsida, Lamiales, Oleaceae. The transcript is spliced from 5 exons. Bases 166 to 1440 code for a protein of 424 amino acids.
GAGAGAGGAUCUACUUGCUACAUUUCCAAUAUAUUAGAGACUCCAACUGUAAUUUUCCGUAAUAUAUGAGUACUUACAUUUCCGUCAUUUUAAUCUUAGCCAAAUAUUGCUACCUAAUUCUUGUAUUACUGCCGGAAGAAUUGAAUUCCAAUCUCUUAAGAAAACAUGAAGAAAUUCAAAACCCUGUUGGCAACAACCCGAAAUGCUAUCAAAUCGGCGUCGUAUUUCACCGACGAACAGUACAAAUCAGUGUCAAAGGAGAAAGUGGACGCGGUGGUGAUAGGUGCAGGCGUGGUGGGCAUAGCCAUAGCCAGAGAGCUUGCAGUGAACCAUGGUAGGGAAGUUAUUGUGUUAGAAUCUGCAUCUACUUUUGGGACAGGCACCAGUUCUCGCAACAGUGAAGUCAUUCAUGCUGGCAUCUAUUACCCUCCCAAUUCUCUCAAGGCAGUUAUGUGUGUUAGAGGAAGACAGUUACUUUACAAGUAUUGCAAACAACAUGAUAUUCCUCAUAAACAGAUUGGCAAGCUCAUAGUUGCUACUGGACCUUCAGAAGUUCCUAAAUUGAAUACAUUGAUGACUCGAGGAAUAGAAAAUGGGGUGGAAGGUCUGAAGCUCAUGGAGGGUCAUGAAGCCACGAGAAUGGAACCGGAAUUGCAAUGUCUGAAAGCUUUAUUAUCACCUGCUUCUGGAAUAGUUGACACACAUUCGCUCAUGCUAUCAAUGAUGGGGGAGGCUGAAAGUCACGGUACGACUUUCUCUUACAAUACUACUGUUAUUGGUGGUCACUGUGAUAAAGAUGGUAUCCAGCUUCACAUUUCUGAAAGCAAAGCUAUUAAAAACCAUGAUGGACGAUCUCUCCUGCAACCAGAUGUAAUUCUUAUUCCGAGACUACUUGUAAACUCUGCAGGCUUGGGUGCCCCAGCUCUUUCUAAACGGUUCAAUGGCCUAGAUGUUGAAGUUAUUCCUACGCCCUACUUUGCCCGGGGUUGCUAUUUCGUUUUAUCAAACAGUAAAACUCCUUUCCAGCAUUUAAUUUAUCCUAUACCUGAGGAUGGCGGCCUUGGAGUGCACGUCACACUGGAUUUAAAUGGCCAAGUAAAAUUUGGUCCCGAUGUUGAAUGGAUAAAUGGCAUAGAUGAUUUUUCAAGCUUCCUGAACAUGUUCGACUAUUCUGUGCCUGGUGAACGAGCAAAACUAUUCUACCCGGAGAUAAGAAGAUACUAUCCCGGUUUAAAGGAUGGAUCCCUCGAGCCGGGUUAUGCUGGAAUCCGACCCAAAGUUUCAGGUCCCAAUCAAGUGCCUUGUGAUUUCAUAAUACAGGGAGAGGACAUUCAUGGUGUACCUGGCCUCGUAAACCUAUUCGGGAUUGAAUCGCCCGGUUUAACUUCAAGCAUGGCAAUUGCUGAGCAUGUUGCUGCCAGAUUGAACUCUGAAAAUUGAAUAAUUUCUUUUCAUUAGAAUCAGCACUGCCGUCAAAGAUUGGAGAUCAACUUGCUACUCGGAGAACUUGUUGAGGACUAGUAUUGUAAUUUUUUUUCCAAGAUAUAAUAUGAUCUUGAAUGUGUAUUUGAUGUAAGAUUUGAUUCCCAACUUUUUCUUUUAUGUGAGAUGAAAUGACGGGUUCUUAUCACGUUCUAACGA